Spodoptera littoralis (African cotton leafworm) is the source of this 1338-nucleotide messenger RNA. NCBI's taxonomy places the organism in Eukaryota, Metazoa, Arthropoda, Insecta, Lepidoptera, Noctuidae. The record is from the annotation of a GenBank genome assembly.
AUGUCAGCUAAUGAAGCAGAUGAUAAUAUGGAGGCUAGUUCCUCUGGGAGCGAAGAUGAAGUCAUGGAAGGGGAGGAAGAAAAUGAUGAUCGCCCGAAGACUUAUUUACCGGAUCAACCUUUGAAGGAAGACGAGCAGCUGGUGUGUGACCAGUCUGCGUAUGUAAUGUUACAUCAAGCACAGACUGGUGCUCCUUGCCUUAGCUUCGACAUUGUUCCAGACAAUCUUGGCAACGACAGAAACGAGUUCCCAAUGACUGCUUAUUUGGUUGCCGGCACUCAAGCUUCUAGCGCCCAUUUAAAUAAUCUUCUAGUUAUUAAAAUGUCGAAUUUGCAUCAAACAUCAAAAGCUGAAGAUGAAGAAGAGUCUGAUGAAGACGAGGAUGACGAUGACGAAGAAGAGGAUGAGGAGAAGAAGCCCCUAAUGACAUUCUCUUUCAUCAAACAUCAAGGAUGUGUAAACAGAAUAAGGGCGACAAACUUUAGAAAUUCAGUCCUAGCUGCAAGUUGGUCUGAAUUGGGGAGGGUGGACAUUUGGAACAUAACCCAGCAGCUGCAGGCAGUGGAUGAUCCCGUGUUGCUAGAACGCUAUAACUUAGAUACUGUCAAUAAUCCUGUCAAACCUCUUUAUUCAUUCAAUGGACAUCAACAAGAAGGAUUUGGAAUUGAUUGGUGCCCUACAGAAGCUGGUGUCCUUGCAACAGGUGAUUGCAGAAGAGAUAUUCAUAUAUGGAAACCAAACCAGGCUGGCACAUGGGAAGUCGACCAGCGCCCACUAAUAGGACACACCAGUUCCGUUGAAGAUAUACAGUGGUCUCCUAAUGAAAGGAAUGUUUUAGCUUCAUGUUCUGUUGAUAAAUCAAUAAGAAUAUGGGAUACCAGAGCAGCUCCCAAUAAAGCUUGCAUGCUGGCAGUAGAGAAUGCUCAUGAAAGUGAUGUGAAUGUUAUAUCAUGGAAUAGCAAAGAACCUUUCAUUGCAAGUGGUGGAGAUGAUGGUUUUCUUCAUGUCUGGGAUUUACGGCAGCUGGCAAACAAAACUCCAGUUGGUACUUUCAAACACCACACAGCUCCUGUUACUUCAGUAGAGUGGCACUGGACUGAGCCUAGUGUUCUGGCAUCUGCUGGUGAAGACCAUCAAGUUGCACUAUGGGACUUGGCUGUUGAGAGAGAUGACGACGACAUUGUCGAUGAAGAAUUGAAGAACCUUCCACCCCAGUUGCUGUUCAUCCAUCAAGGACAGAGUGAUAUAAAGGAAUUGCAUUGGCAUAAACAAAUGCCAGGAGUUAUGGUGACUACUGCACACACAGGAUUCAAUAUAUUCAAGUCAAUUAGUGUAUGA